UGCUGAGCUUGGUAGUGGUUAUCACAUAUUAACACGUAUACCGGUGUCUAGUGAGGAGUGGGCUCAUAUAAACAUGUCCUGCCAAGGAGAUGGACUUUCAGCGCAGGGCUCCAGCUCAGUGGGACCGUGCACCUCCUCUUCCUCGGAGACGGAUACCAGGAAUGGAGAUGUAAUUACUGUUACCAUCGGAGCAACUGUGCCAGGGUUUGAACACACUGCUGCAGAGGAGGUCAAGGAGAAAAUUGGGGUGGAUGCACGAAUUAGCAAAGAUCGCGGUCGCAUAUACUUCCUAUAACUACUGACAAGCUUUCCAGGUAAGACUGAUUCCUUAUUGCAGGUUCAUCUUCUGAGGUCUGUAGACAACCUGUUCGUUGUGGUUGAGGAAUAUGAUCAUUACCAGUUUAAACAGUCAAAGGAGGACACAUUGAUGGAGCUGCAGCAGCUUGCCUAACUCCCCUGGACCAAUGCCCUAGAGGUUUGGAAACUAAAUGUAACGCUUAAAAAGAAGAAAGGCCACCAAGGAGGGAACACCACCAAAGUGAAAGCAAACAGGGAGGCAGCUGAUCUAGCUGCUGCUGCUGAGCAGCAAGAGCUACCUCAGGUGGCGUCUGGUGCUGAAGGCCAGUUGGAGGCGGAGAGCCCGGCUGACCUCGAGACCUGCGAACAGGACUCGCAAGAGGCGGCGCCCGAGGCCAAAGUCAUCAAGUUUCGUGUGACUUGUAACAGGGCCGGCGACAAACACAGCUUUUCCUCCAAUGAGGCAGCUCGAGACUUUGGGGGAGCUGUGCAGGAAUUCUUCCAGUGGAAAGCAGACAUGACAAAGUUUGACAUAGAGGUCUUACUAAACAUACACAAUGAGGAGAUGGUGAUUGGUAUUGCACUUACUGAGGAGAGUCUUCAUAGGAGAAACAUCAGUCACUUUGGACCCACUACCCUGCGUUCUACUUUGUGCUACGGCAUGCACAGGCUGUGUAAACCUCAGGCAUCUGAUGUAAUACUUGAUCCUAUGUGUGGGACCGGAGCUAUACCGUUGGAGGGUGCCAUUGAAUUCAACAGUUCAUUCUACAUUGCUGGUGACAACAAUGACAUGGCAGUUAACCGCACAGUCAAUAAUAUAUGUCACAUCCAGAAACGCAGGGCGGACAAAGGCAGAAUAUCUGGAUUGCCUAUUGACACAGUGCGGUGGGAUUUGUGCAACUUACCCAUAAGGACCAGCUCUGUUGAUAUUAUCAUCACUGAUAUGCCAUUCGGCAAGAGAAUGGGCUCAAAGAAGAAGAACUGGGAUCUGUACCCGUCAUGUCUCAGAGAAAUGGCUCGUGUAUGCAGACCAGGCUCAGGAAAGGCCGUCCUCUUAACGCAGGACAAGAAGUGCUUUGCCAAGGAUUUAUGUCAUCUCCAGGCUAUAUCGAGGAUGGGAGGGCUGUGGAGGAAGCUGCACACUGUUUGGGUCAAUGUCGGGGGUUUACAUGCUGGCGUCUACCUUCUCAAGCGGACCGGGGCUGUGUUUGGUCAAACUCCUGAGGAUGUCCAUGAUUCACGAGGAAUGGUUAACACGCAGGGGGAUGAAAAGGAAGACAAGGAACUCUACUGAUUUACAUUUGGCAUUUCAGUUCUGAAUUUAUUUUGAGGCCAUGUUAAAGUUACUUUAUUUAUAGUUACCUAUUGAAUGGAGUUUUUUUUUUGUUUGUUUUUUUUUUAAAUCAGGUUCUCUGAUCAAGCAUGCCAAGCAAUUUUACUGUGUCUUUAAUUUGGUAAGAAGCUGUCAUGAUCUGCAGGUUUGAUGUUCUCACACUGUUUUUCAAAGUUUGUUCAUCUGUCACAUCGCUGUUCAGAGUCCUACUGAAUGUUGGGGUUGUACCCCCUCAAAUGUGUCCACUAUACAGAAGCUGCACAUGGUCUCUUCAUUAAUAAAAGUUUG
Molecule: messenger RNA, 1918 nt
Organism: Archocentrus centrarchus (flier cichlid)
Lineage: Eukaryota; Metazoa; Chordata; Actinopteri; Cichliformes; Cichlidae
Gene: thumpd3
Product: THUMP domain containing 3
Biological process (GO): tRNA methylation
Molecular function (GO): tRNA (guanine) methyltransferase activity; RNA binding
Source: RefSeq, a predicted model, not a curated record